Messenger RNA from Trypanosoma cruzi, 453 nucleotides. RefSeq lists its product as uncharacterized. Lineage: Eukaryota; Euglenozoa; Kinetoplastea; Trypanosomatida; Trypanosomatidae. The transcript has a single exon. The annotation marks the transcript as partial. The record is from RefSeq and is a predicted model, not a curated record.
AUGUCCAUGAGAGGCUCUGCUACAAUAACUCUUAUAGCUGCGGGGCUCUUGGCGUUUCUCACGGCUACAUCCUGCGUCUUCGUUGUUUGUGCCCAGGAGACCCUGAGUAUUGCAGGGAGUGUUUCGGUGGCAUUAAAUGCCAGCCAGUACAUAGAUGUGCAAGUAGUACACGGUUCCACUGGGGCUGUUUUCCGUUCCCAGCCGUUGGACGCCACGCGCAGCUUUUCCUUCACCGGCCUUCCACUGACGGUCAAUGAGGUUCGUCUUUUUCUGCGACUUCCGGAGCGGCGGUUUCGUCUUGAUCGUGCGGCGUCUUCCCUUUCGGCCCGUAUCCCAAAUGUUGCUAGUGGCGAUGAUGUUGCAUGGCUGCACUUGACUGCGGCAGUGGAGGAGGUUAGCAAUGCUGUGCCAGAGAAGCGACCGCAAGGAGGGAGCGUGCUGACGGCUGUCGUC